CCUGCACCGUCCUCGUGGAAAACUCUCCGUUGUUUCACCACGUGAAUGCUGCUGUUCAUCUCAGAGUUUUCCAUCCCGAUCAAAAUUUUCUGAUUCUUCUGUAUCAGUCUUUCACACGCACAUGUUUCCCUCUGGAAACUCUUCAGCUCUGCAAGGCUCUAUUGCUGCUCUACAACUGCUUGAAAGGAGAGACUGUGGCCAGAUGGGGGGCUCUUCUCCCAGGUUAUGGAGGAAUCAAACAAGAAAUUGCACUGUGGACAAAUGCGUCAUUGAAGAUAAAUAGAAAUGAAUGACUAGUAAAUGCAAAUAUCUAUAGCAGAAGGAUGGAAAGCAGAAAGGGCAGAACAGCAGCACAGCUGAAAGAAAAGCAUAUGAAGAAGGACCUGAAGUGGAAUCCUGACAGAGCUUCUCGUCCAGCUUCAGCUGCAGUCCGGGUGACUGACUUGAGUUGGCGAGGUAACCUAAAUCCCAGUCCACUGAUUAAAGAUGAUGGAGAACUACUUAUGGAUGAAUACCUUUCCCCCAGGAAACUGAAAGCUUUGACAGGGAUGGAUGAUCUGCAGCAAGUAAAGACCCUAGAGAUGCGAGUAGAUACAAGAGAGAGCAGCUUGGGGAACUUUGGUGCCUAUCUACCUAAUCUGAGAGAGCUGAAGUUGAACAAUAGCUUGCUCGUAUCUGUGAGGGAUCUCGGAACCACCUUGUCCCAUCUCCACGUGCUGUGGAUGGCUUGCUGUGGGCUCUUGGAUUUGGAUGGAAUCUCUGCCUGCAGCUCUCUAAAAGAACUCUACAUAGCCUACAACAAAAUCUCAGACCUGUGCCCACUGAGCUUUUUGGAUCACCUUGAGGUUUUGGACCUGGAAGGAAACAAUAUUGAGGACAUCAACCAGAUGCAAUACCUAGGGCUUUGCUGCAAACUGAGCAGCCUGACAGUGCAGGGCAACCUUAUUUGUCUAAAACCAAAUGCAGAAUCUGCAGAGGAACUAGAUUACAAUUACAGAGCUGAAGUGAAAAAACUCAUUCCCCACCUGGAGUAUUUGGAUGGAAUACCAGCAAGCCAGACUUCUGUCCCUCCUUCCAAUAAGAUGAAUGAGGACUGGCUAAUCAUCAAGGAAUCCAUCAAGGAGGGUGGUUUGCCCAGAGACAUUUCAUGGUUAGAUCCAUGUGCAAUGGCAAGGCAGCCUGGAUCCAGCCCAAGACCUCUUACAACUUCCAGACUUGGAACUGCACAAUGGACUGCUAGUGCAGAAAGGUGGAGCAAUUCUCGUCUGUUGUACAACAGCUCUCCUCUUCCAGAUCCCACUAUUUCUGAGGACCUGUUUCCAGAUGACUCCAGUGAUUUGACACAUGGACUCAGCCAAGUCAUAUGUGGGAACCCCAUCAAGGCCCUUCGUGCAAGGAGGCUAAAGCUAGGUCCACCUGCAGCGAGCUCCUUGAAACUGUGCAGUCUGAAGAUAGAAAACCCUGACAUCUCUGUAGGAGGAGGAGAUGUGAGCCAGGAAGAUGUCUUCUCUGCGCCGAGAGUGUGGAGAGAGCAGCAUAAGCGGCGGUGCCUGCACAUAGCUCAGCAAGAAAGUGUCAUCCCAGCAGGAAAAUUAGCUACAGAUGAUGAGGAAGAGGAUGAAGGCUGCAGCCCAGCCAGCAGCUGUGAGAGUGAGCUGAGGGACAUCUCAGAUGAGGAUCUCACUGAAGAGAUUUCACCUGAUUCUUCUUGCCACUCCUGUCUCUCACAGUCUUCCUCAGAUUCACUACAUGCUCAGGAAAGCAAAAACCACUGUCUAAUUCCGUAUCCUCCAAAAAGCCCUUCACCUGCAACUCUGAUGGGUUUUGCAGCAAGACCCCGGGAGCUGAGGAAGCACAGGGCAAGGUGCCUGAAGCUAACCAGCCCAGAGGAGGGCAGGCAGCCCCAGCAGUGCCAGGCACGGGUGACUCAAGAGACUUCAGCUCAGCUGCUGGGCAAGGGCCUUGCACUGCUGAACCUGCACAGCGCGCCAGCAGUACAGGAGUCUCUGCCCUUCAGCCCCCAAGGGCAGUGCCAGCCCGAUGGCAGCACUGCCAGGCAGAGGCCUAUCUCAGGACCUGCAGCUGUUGGAUCAGCAGGCACCAGCCCCAACCUGGACAGGAGUCCCUGCAGAGUGACCAGCCAUCCCCAGCCGGUUGUCCUCUCACCCCUGAGACCCUCAGGGAGGGCUGGGCUGCUGAAAGCCAUUUGCCCUCCAACUGCUGGGGCAGUGCUGCAGAAGCUACCAGCCAGACCCUCUGUCUCAUCAACAUCUCAAAGCAGGAGUCCCCAUUCAUAGCCCGUGUGUAUCAGACCCAUUGACACCGUGUCAUCUCCACGCACUGGGUGCAGUCCUGACACUUGGAGGAUCAGUGCCAUCUUUCAGCUGCUUCUGCGAGAUAAAAGCAGAACUGUGCAAGUAGAGCAGUUCAAACAAAUGCCAUGAUUUGCCUCAAUUAAGGCUACAGCUGGUCCAGAAGUACUUUCUUUAAAGAGCACCUGCUGAUCAACUGGAGAGCUAAUCAACCUCUUAUGACAGCCAACGUGGUUAUUUUUUGCAGCCUUCAUGCACUAAAGCAGAACAACUCUUAAUGUAUUUCCUCUCUCCUGCCUCAUGCCCCACUCUGUGGAUGAGGCAGUGGCAGUAAACCAGCAGGGUGGUUCCAGGGUGGGCUGGAGGAAGUGGGAGACGUGCAGCAUUCCCCCUCACGCUCAGCAGCCUGGCCUACAAGCAUCCCUGCUGUGUGUGGCUUUUGCAGAACUCAGCAUUCAGGGACAAAGCCAAGGGUUCAAGGCAGCACUGACCUGAGCAUGUUUGCAUAUCAUAUGUCUGAGUCAUUUUAAAUAAUGCAGAGGCUAAGAUGAGGCAAGGGAAGUAAGAAAAUGAUCUCUUGUUUUACCGUGGGGCAUUUGCUUUAUAGUUGGUUAAGAUUCAAAAGAUCUGGUUAUAGUGGCUGCAGACUGAGGUGCUGAUCCCAGUGGCUGUGCCUUAUGACUUUAUUGAUGUUGCAGUCUUAAACUGAGCAUGAUCACAUUUUUUACAGUUUCAGUUACCAUGUUAGAUAUAUAUUUUAAAAUCCCUUGAUGACACAGUAAUUAUGUGAUAAGUUAAUUAAUUGUUUUAUGUCUUCUUUCUACCAGUCAGCUAAAAGUAAAGGAAUGGAAAGGCAGAGAAAACCCAAAAUCUUCAGCUUGUUGUGAUGCCCUGCUUUCUCUUACAAAAUAGCCUGCAGCUGGUAGCUAGUUUGCCUAGUUUUGGUGGGCACUAGAGAAAAUUAUCCAUCAAAAAGCAUCAAAAACAACUUGGUGUGUGAUCCAUGAAACACUGUGGAUGAGGCAGAUGUUGCCCAACACCAAUGCUUGCGUCAUUAAACUGGCUCCUCAGAUUGACCCUCUGCCAGUGUCACUGGCCACGACCAUGGCCAAAAAGAUCCUGACCCAAGAAAGUGGCGGCACAGUUUUCAGCAACAGUCUGCAGCAGGGUAACAAUCGGGCUCUUCUUGUGCAGGGCUGUAACAGUGGGUGAUGGGUAGGAGCACACUCUUUGGGUAUUCUGAGCCUCCUUCUCAGUUUGCGACUUUGGUUUCAAGAGAGCAGAAAAAAAACAUAAGUGGGUUUUUGUGCUUGAAAAUGGGGCAGCUGGACUGGGCUGCACGUGUUAUGCGGGUGCAGAACUCUGGGUACAGAUUUGGAAACUGCUCUCAGAAGUGGCUGGGAGCUCUUCUGUCAAUGAGCACUACUUGGCUCUGUGCAUGUUUGGGGCAAGGAGCAUCGCUGCAGUGGGGGGAAGGCUUGAAGGUGUGAUCAGAAAAAAGGGAUUUAUCCUUACAUUGCUAAAUUAUAGAUCAGGACAAGGUGUCUGCUCUACCUAUUGAUCAUAGAGUGGCUUGGGUUGGAAGGGACCUUACAGCCCAUCCAGUUUCAACCCCUGCCAGGGGUAGGGACGUUUCCACUGGCUGCUAGGCUGCCACGCUGCUGUCUGUCACUGCUUCCAGGGGAAGCAAAAUGUCACAGGGAUGCCAGUCUGUCCAGUGUCCUCAUCACAGCUUUGUACGUAGCACAGCUCUUACACAUUGCUCGUGGCUGCUAUGCUCACUUGUAUUUGAACACUUUGUAGAAAUGAGCUGCUUUGCACUUGGAACACGUUCAUCUCCAUUGCCAGAUGAAGAGGAGAUACUGUCUUCGGCUGCCAAGGAGGAGGAAACCCAGGAGACAUUUAGGGAAGAAAGUCUUACAUACACAUUUCAUUUAAACACAGACUACAGGUCAGCCCAGGAUAAUUUCUAGGGUAGUUUCUUGGAUAGGCACUGUGUUCAGAGCCCAAGUGUUUGGUCUCAGUGCUGUGUGCAGUGCAUCCCUGGUAAGGCAUGGAUGCUUCUGGGGUGAUGACUUGAGUGCCUCAUGCUUGGGUAGUGCCAGUCUCUCUGUUGUGUAAUGGGAUUUGAGGUGGCUCACAGUGCAGCCUGGUCUGUUCCCUGUCAGUGACUGAUGUUUGGUUAAUGCAGGGAAUAAUCGUUCUUUUUCUGAGGUGUAAGUCGUACCUAAGCUGGGGACUUUGACAGGAUGAUGCUGCCAUGCACAAGUUGUCAUACGUGAUUAAUUGGCGACAAGAUGAGAAGAGGCUGCUCAGCUGCUGUACAAGGCUGCAGAGGCUGUUGUCUGUAAUUACUGAGCUGUCUGAUGGCAAACGAGCUUGGCAGAUGGAGGAAGCCAUCAAGACAGCUCCACAGUGCCCUGGUGCCCCUUGGUGCCACACACACAGCAGCUGCUCCUGGAAAGCCGAGCAAUUUUUCCCCAUCAGGGGGUUGAACCAGGUGAUCUCCAGCCUCGUGUCACUUCCAUGUCUGUGCCAUGAUUCUGAGAUUAGCCCAUAUGGCACGGACACAGGAGCAGGGAAUAUGCCAUCUUGUACAUCUCCUUGCCAGCCUGGAAGAGAGUCUCCUUUUAGUGUUUGCUAUUCCCAGCAGUAUUUGGAGCACUGGACAUCUCUGGAGGGAUGGCUGCUGCAAUAGGAGGACAUUUUGGAAGGCUGGUGGCCUUCUGUCCUACCAGAGGCUUUUCACUCAGCUUUUCUCAGCAGGGCUGGAGGCCAGAAGAACUUCCUGGAGCUGAGGGUGUGGAUAUGGCACUUCUAUGUCCCAGAAGAGCAACUAGUUGGAAAGUGACGUUGUGGUGCCACCAAUAGAUAACCUUGUGGUGACAGCCUCAGUCACACCCUAGAGGCAAUGGGAACAGUUUUCUGCUCCACGGUGGUUUUCUAUGGGGCCCUUGAACAAAUUGUUUGGUCUGUCUGAGAAGUAGUGUAGUUUGGUCUUCAGUUUCUGAUGUUCAUCUACUUUCCAUCUGUAAGGAAAAAAGUAGAGUGCCAGUUCUCCUGUCUGAGGAGAAGUGUGGAUGCCCCUGUACCGAGGCAACCCACAGUUUUUGCUGGAUUUGGUGAGCAGGAGGAAUGAAUAUCUUGAAAUGGACACUAGAGGGAAGAAGAGAGUCUCACAAGUUAAGUUUUAAAAGUGAAAUGACUGGGAAACCAAAUGCAAGGAAGUUUGGAUCACUUGGGUGGCAUUCAUCACGCAGUGGGCUCAACCUGUCCUUUGUCACAUCCUUCUGUGUCCCAUGUGCUGGCUCAUGCAGUGCCCCAUAGCCUGUGUCUUCAUGCGUCACCUGCCUUGAUUUCUUUGGGGCUAUUUUCAUAGGAAACCUGUGCUGCACAAGACAUAGAGAACACCCUAACCCAUCCAGCAGUGCUAUGCACAAUCCCAGCACAUCCUGAAGAGAUUAUUUUUGCUGUAGGUCACAGAUGCAAGCUCUGCCAAAUCUGCUAUGGGCUCAGCACCAGGGUGACAGGAUGACAGGUUGCCCAGAGACCGCCCUAUCUCUUUCCUUGUAUCUAUUGACAGCUUUGUGGUUUUGAAGAAAAAAAGAGGUGUUAUGUUCCCCAUUCAACUGCUGUUGCACAAUACUGAUUUUUUUGGAUUAUGCACCAGUUCAGGGGGAGCUGGAAUCCAAACACAGAUCUUUGGAUUAGAUUAGCGGAAUGGAAAAACAAAGGAGAGGCCAUUGUUGCUAUGGAAAAAGUGACAACUUUACCUUAAGAUCAAGCAGACUUUGCAAAGAAUGGUUAGCUUGUCUUUUUUUUAGUUUGCAGUUUGAACAGAAUAAACACACAGGCGAUGAUAAGGGCUUUCCAGUGUGUCAGACCUGAGGGGAGAAGAGGUGAGCAGGGCAGAUAGCUCUCGGACAAGGAGCUGCUGGCAGCCGAGACAACCUGUGUGAUUUGCAGAGGAAGAUAAGGAAAGGGGGGGAACAUUCUGGGAGGUCUCAGCUAUUUACAUUCAGACAAUACAUGUGCUGGACCAUAGAAACCACCUCUGUUUGUGCUGAUGGUGUUCAAAGGUCUCGCAGCUCUUGGCUUCUUUUGCAACUUCAAUGAGGUGGAAUUAGAGAGAGUGGAGAAGGCAGGAACUGUGACAAAAGGCCUUAUAGAAUCAUUGGAAAGAUAGCUAGUGCAGCCAUCAACCUAUGGCUGUGACCACUCUAGACCAUGUCACCCACUGUCACAUCUCCACUGUUCUUGAACACCCCCAGGACGGUGACUUCCCCACCUCCCUGGGCAGCCUGUGCCAGUGCAUCACCUUAUAGUACCUGUUAAGAAAACUCCAUCCCAUCGGUUAAUACAUUCUGUCACUUGCAAUUAUUACAUUUUUGCAAGGAGAUAAUUACAGGAGAAUAGAACACUCUGAAGGCACCUGUCCUUUGGGAUCAGCUACAGCUAAUUCACACUGAAUGCUACAACCACCUUUCCCAAAGGCACUGCAGUUCUCUCUUAGCACAGCUGGCUCUGCAGCCAGCCUGCUUCUCUCUUCUCUCAGGUGUCAGUGGUUGAUGCCCUGCUGGGGCAGCAUUUGGACAACACUCUCAGAAACAUGGUUUGAAUUUUGGGUGGUCCUGUGUGGAGCCAGGAGUCAAACUCGGUGAUCUUUGUGGGGUUCCUUCCUAUUUGGGGAUAUUCUGUAAUUCUGCAGAGCUGCUCCUUUGCUCUCUGAGCCCUGCACGUGUCUCGGCAGGAAUCCCAGGAUGGCGGUGGGAUUUGCUUGGUUGCUUUUAAUGGGCACUGGGGCCAUUCCCUGCCACAUAGAAUUUAUUCAUGUUCUGGAUCACAGAGCUUGAAUGGUCUUUCGAAUUUCCAGCGCCUCAUCCACAGCCUCAUUUGCGGGGUGAUUCACGGGAUGAGGAUCAGGUUGAUUUGGGGUGAGAGACCCAGAAUGUCCUGAUCUAGCCAGCAUUAAAAGAAAACCACAGAACUGCCACUGUCAUGAUGGGCACAAGCAGCAUUGGGUCCUGCUCCCAUCACCCUGCAUCCUGCUGCAAGCAGUACUCUGCUGCUGGCUGGGGCAGACUUCGUGCUGGCUGCACUGCUGCUCUUAAGGACAGAAGCUGGGAAGGGAAACAGUCACUGGGUGAGCAAUUAGCACACUCAGAUGGCUGAAGAAGGCUUACAGGAGCCUCAUGUUGGCUGCCUGCUUUGAGCAGAUUCUGCUUUGGGCAGGGAGAGCAGGAGUUGGCUCUGUGCUUGCUAUGUUGGCUCCCUGCAGAGCAGACCCUAACAACAACCCUGUCACCGUAACCCCAACCCCUGGCCCUGUGUUGUGUCCAGUUACAGCCAUCAGCGGGUGCCCAGGGAACAGUGAGCCAGGAUGAAUAACGUCUCCUUAUCUCAUUAUCUCUGCUGAUACGUACCUGUUGCACAGGAUGAGCAACCAUC
Molecule: messenger RNA, 7760 nt
Organism: Phasianus colchicus (ring-necked pheasant)
Lineage: Eukaryota; Metazoa; Chordata; Aves; Galliformes; Phasianidae
Source: RefSeq, a predicted model, not a curated record